Molecule: messenger RNA, 4077 nt
Organism: Poeciliopsis prolifica (blackstripe livebearer)
Lineage: Eukaryota; Metazoa; Chordata; Actinopteri; Cyprinodontiformes; Poeciliidae
Gene: cacna2d3a
Product: calcium channel, voltage-dependent, alpha 2/delta subunit 3a
Exons: 34
Coding region: 1-2952 (983 amino acids)
Cellular component (GO): voltage-gated calcium channel complex
Molecular function (GO): voltage-gated calcium channel activity
Source: RefSeq, a predicted model, not a curated record
AUGUCUUUCCCUUUCACCACCGUGGAAAAAGAGAGUUUGGAUGCGGUCUGUAUCUUUGUCUGUUCUUGUCUCCAGUAUGAAUACUUCAAUGCUGUGCUGAUCAAUGAGGAUGUAGAGCUGGGAGGAAAGUUUGUCCUGCAGCCCAACGAUCAUUUUAACAACCGAUCAGUCAACCUCAGCCUCAGUGUGGUCCAAGUGCCCACCAAUAUGUACAAUAAAGACUCUGCAAUUGUCAAUGGUGUGUACUGGUCAGAGGCCCUGAACAAGGUGUUUGUGGAUAACUUUGAGAGGGAUCCCUCACUAAUAUGGCAAUACUUUGGCAGUGCUAAGGGCUUUUUUAGACAAUAUCCUGGAAUCAAAUGGAAGCCAGAUGACCACGGAGUUAUAGCUUUUGACUGUCGUAAUCGAAAGUGGUACAUCCAGGCAGCCACCUCUCCAAAGGAUGUGGUGAUCCUGGUGGAUGUCAGUGGCAGCAUGAAAGGCCUGAGACUUACCAUUGCCAGACAGACGGUUUCCUCCAUUCUAGACACUCUUGGAGAUGAUGACUUUUUUAAUAUCAUUGCUUACAAUGAGGAACUGCAUUAUGUGGAGCCAUGUCUGAAUGGAACCCUGGUUCAAGCAGAUGUCACCAACAAAGAUCAUUUCCGGGAGCACCUUGAUAAGCUGUUUGCUCAAGGCAUUGGUAUGUUGGACAUAGCUCUGACGGAAGCGUUCAAUCUUCUCAGUGAUUUUAAUAAGACUGGAAGGGGCAGUGAGUGUAGCCAGGCCAUUAUGCUGGUGACAGAUGGAGCAGUCAACACAUACGAUGCCAUCUUUGAGAAGUACAACUGGCCAGACAGGAAGGUUCGAAUAUUCCCCUACUUGAUUGGUCGGGAGUCAGCCUUUGCAGAUAAUUUAAAAUGGAUGGCGUGUGCUAACAAAGGCUACUUCACUCAAAUUUCUACGCUGGCCGAUGUUCAAGAGAAUGUGAUGGAGUAUCUCCAUGUCCUGAGUCGCCCCAAAGUUAUUGACCGGGAGCAUGACACAGUGUGGACCGAGGCAUACAUUGACAGCACUCUCCCCCAAGCACAAAAGUCGGAUGAUGGUCAAGGUCCGGUCCUGAUGACAACAGUAGCAAUGCCAGUGUUCAGUACCAAGAAUGAGACUAGAAACCGAGGAAUCCUGCUUGGGGUGGUUGGGACAGACGUGCCAGUUUCUGAGCUGCUCAAAACCAUUCCUAAAUAUAAGCUGGGCAUUCAUGGCUAUGCCUUUGCAAUCACCAACAAUGGCUACAUCCUCACCCACCCAGAUCUACGGCCACUUUACGGUGAUGGCAAAAAGCGAAGGAAGCCGAACUACAGCAGUGUGGAUCUGUCUGAAGUGGAAUGGGAGGAUAAGGAUGACACGUUGAGAAAUGCCAUGGUCAACAGGAAGACGGGGACCUUCUCUAUGGAGGUGACGAAGAGUGUGGACAAAGGGAAACGUGUACUGGUUUUACACAAUGAUUACUACUACACAGACAUUAAAGGCACUCCUUUCAGUCUAGGAGUUGUUCUUUCCAGAGGGCAUGGGAAAUAUUUCUUCAGAGGCAAUGUUACUGUGGAAGAAGGACUUCAUGACUUGGAGCAUCCUGAUGUUGCACUGGCUGACGAAUGGACAUACUGCAACACAGACGAGCACCCCAAGCAUCGCUACUUAUCUCAAAUAGAAGCAAUAAAAAUGUAUCUGAGUGGGCAGGAACCCCGCUUGCAUUGUGACAAGGAACUUAUCCAGGAAGUACUUUUUGAUGCGGUUGUGACCGCUCCACUUGAAGCCUACUGGACCAGUCUUGUGCUCAAUAAAUCAGAAAACUCAGAUAAAGGUGUGGAGAUUGCCUAUCUUGGCACAAGGACAGGGCUGUCCAGAAUUAAUCUAUUUGUGGUGCCUGACGAACUCACAAACCUAGACUUCCUGACAGCUGAAGACAAAGAGGGGGUGUUUAAUGCUGACCACUUUCCUCUAUGGUACAAGAGAGCAGCAGAGCAAGUUCCUGGCACCUUUAUUUAUUCUCUCCCUUUCAACUCAGGUUCAGAAAACAGGAGUGUUGUAUUGGCCAGUACUGCCAUUCAGCUUCUGGAUGAGAGGAAAUCCCCCAUAGCUGCUGCUGUUGGCAUCCAGAUGAAGUUGGAGUUUUUCCAGAGAAAAUUUUGGACAGCCAGCAGACAGUGUGCAGCAUUAGAUGGGAAAUGCUCCAUAAGCUGUGAUGAUGAGCAUAUUAACUGCUACCUCAUUGACAACAAUGGCUUCAUUCUUGUAGCAGAAGACUAUACACUGACUGGAAAUUUUUUUGGUGAAGCAGAAGGAGCUGUAAUGAAUAAGUUGCUGCAGAUGGGCUCUUUUAAACGUGUCACACUGUAUGACUACCAGGCUCUUUGUUGGGUCCAUUCCGAGAGUAGCGACAGUGGGCACACACUCCUGGAUCCUUACUUCGCUUUCUUUGCAGCUGUAAAGUGGAUCCUGACUGAGCUUGUCAUAUUCCUGGUUGAAUUCAACUUAUACAGUUGGUGGAACUCUGAUCUCACAGCCAAAGCUCAAAGGGCAGGUCCGCAUAUGCAGGUGCCAUGUGACACAGAGUACCCUGCCUUUGUCUCAGAAAGAACAAUCAAGGAGAACAUGGGCAACAUCGACUGUGAUGGCUGCAUCAAGUCAUUUGUGAUUCAGCAGAUCCCCAGCAGUAACCUUUUCAUGGUUGUGGUGGACAACAAGUGUGACUGCAGCCAGUUUGGACCCAUCACCAUGGACCCUUUUGAAAUUAUGUAUAUCGAAUCGCUCAAGUGUGAGAGACUGAAGAUGCAAAAAGACAGGAGGCGUCCAGACACCUGUCACCCUUUUCAUCCAGAGGAGAAUUCAAUGGAGUGUGGAGGAGCUGGCAGUCUCACCACAUCGCUUAGUGCCACGCUGCUUUUUACGCUCGUGGCAUUGUUCCUUAGGUGACCAAAGCUGGUCCUGACUCACCAUCCACAGCUUGACCUGAUUUGGCUUGGCUCGAUGUUAUGAGGAAUUGCAAUGAAGCCACAGAAAACAACAUUUCUGUCCUGUAUGAAACUGUGCCCGAUUCAAACCCAUCACCAAUAUGAUCCCCAGCCCAGAAGGUAUCACCUGUCAGGGUCAUGCAAUAAUUGAAAGGACUGUUCAAAGGAUAAUAUUAAACCUGCUAAGAUAACUACAACCAUUUGGAAAUAUGAGCUACAUGGGAAGGUAGUGGGAGAAAAUUAGUCCACAUAUAAAAUUGAAUGUGCUUUUUGACUCUCUGGCUCUUACCAAACCAGGAUUAGGAUUUUCUUCAUAGUAAUUAUCAGUUGAUUUUUCUUUUUUCUGUUCUCAAACACCACCAGUUGUUUGAGAAACCAGGGCAAGAACAAGUUCAGUGGUGAAAGAUCUACCUUAGAAAAAAGCCCUGAAAGAUUUUUCAUUUAAAGUGUAGCAUUUGAUGAAGGGUGCUCCGCAUUUCUGGAUGGAUGGGAAUUGUCAUGAUUAAUGUUGCCUUUUUCUGUUUUAGUCAGUUUAAUUUGCAGCGCCAUCUGCACUUUUGACUUCCAAUAAUCGUGUUGCACGAGGGAUAAAGGCUCAUGUUAGAAAAAGUUAAAACAAAAAAUAAUCUAGGGGUACAGCCGCUGACAGUUGUACCAAACUGUUCAGUCCUUUCAGGUUGUAGCGACGGACUGGGGUCUGUAGCUGGGUUUGGAAUUGGUCAUUUCAGCCACGAAACACCUACAUGGACAGAGAUGGAUGCACUUUCCCCUAGCCUGUUCGGACUUUCCAUGGACUUUUUGGAUUCUGAAGAUUAAAAAAAAUAAUAAUAAUAUUCUAAACAUGUUACAUGUGGCUGGGAUUGUUAUAUGAUGUUUGUCUAAUUAUCUUUUUUUCACAAUGAAAAAAAAUCUGUUACAAUAUCUAUAUGAAAAGAGAAAAAAGAUUAUUUAUAGUUUGCAAGUGAUACCCAUAAACUGUGACUCAAAGAUUCUCUGAUGUGAGUGGUUGUAAUAAUUAAGCUUUGCCUUAUAAAAGGAUAUUGUUCCUGUUUGUGUACUUUUGAAAUAAAAUAUUGUUUGAAAUGUA